Messenger RNA from Entrophospora candida, 303 nucleotides. The record is from the annotation of a GenBank genome assembly. NCBI's taxonomy places the organism in Eukaryota, Fungi, Glomeromycota, Glomeromycetes, Entrophosporales, Entrophosporaceae.
AUGCCAAUACUGACAUUAAUUAUUGAAUGGAAUGAUAAAAAAAAUUGUAUUUUUUCUGAAUUAUCAAAAAUACAUGGAGAAAUUUGGAUGUAUACAUCAUAUUCUUUAGAAAACUCUGCAAUUGUCGAGACUACACCUAAUGUUGUAAUGUUUAAAGCAAGCCCUCCAGCUAAUUGUGAUAGAAAUGUUUUUGCUACAUGCAAACUGUUUAAAGAGGAUAUUCUUUCCGGAUACAAUAAACGUCUCGACUUAGUUGCUGAUGAUAUUACACAUUCAAUGAAGCAAUGGGAAUACAUGGAAUAA